AUGAGCGGCGAGAUCGAUGCCGUCUACAUAUUUGACGAGCACAACGCCCCUCUCGUCGAGCAUGUUUACCGAUCCCGCCCGCCAUCGGCCGCGGCCAUCCUGCCCCUCUACCUCGCUCAUGCUGCCCCGCGACCGUCCUUGAUAUACCUCCCCGGAACCACACCUCCGGUGACAGUGUUCUCAACUGUACAGUCCAAUCUCCUGUUUCUGGCUGUGUCUGAGGUAGAUACGGAGCCGCUGUUGGUCCUAGAGUUCCUGCAUCGCGUGGUCGAUGUACUCGAGGAGUUUGUCGGCGCCCCGUUGCUUUCUACCAAGAUACAAGCGAAUUAUGAGGUUGUGGCGCAGUUGCUUCAUGAGAUAUGUGAUGGCGGAGUCGUGUGUAACACGGAACCCAAUGUGUUGCAAGAGGUUGUGGAGGUACCGGGGUGGAUGGGGAAGCUCCUCGGAGGUAUCAGCGUACCUGGUACCUCGACCCCUACGCUUGGAACAACCAACCCUCUGAAGCAAUCACUGGCCGCGGCCAGCGCAUCCCAAGGCCCCGCAAUUCCCUGGCGGCGCUCCGGGGUUCGACACACCUCGAAUGAGCUAUAUGUCGACAUUAUCGAAUCUCUAUCCGUCACAAUGGCCCCCUCAGGCAGGUUACUUUCUGCCUUGGUUUCGGGGACCAUCGCCUUUACCGCGAAGAUAUCCGGUGUUCCAGAUCUCCUUCUAUCAUUAUCAGCGCCGGGCGGCCAACAAUCUCUGGCGCGCAAGAUUGAGCUUCCUGUUUUCCACCCCUGUGUUCGUCUUGCUCGUUGGCGGGAUCGACCGGGUGAGCUCAGCUUUGUGCCUCCAGAUGGACGAUUCAUUCUAGCAGGCUAUGAAGUCGAUCUCCUCCCCAUAGACCCGAGUCUUGAUCAACCGCCUAGUCACAUGGAGAAACUAUUCCUCCCAGCUAUUGUGGAUAUCCGAAAGUCACUGGGUCCUUCGGGUGCCGACUUUGAGGUUCGGUUGACUCUGAACACCAAUUUCCCGGGACAGACCUCUUCUUCGCGACCAACCGCAUCGCGGGGCGGAUCUGGGACCUCCACGCCCUCUUUCCUUGGCGGUGGUAGUGGUAAUUCCUCUGGGCCGGUACUAGAGGAAGUGGUUGUGACCGUCCCUAUUUCCAAAUCUGUGCGGCACAUCACGGAUCUGCAGGCCAGUCGUGGUGAUGCGCAGUUCACACAUGCCACUGGUCUUAUUGAAUGGCGAGUUCCUACAGGCAAGGAUGCUGGGACGAUAUCCGGCACCGCAACCCUUCGCUGCACCGUGUCCGGCUACCCAUCCCCUGAUGAGGAUCUAGACGAUAGUCUGGAAGAUGAAGAUGCCGAUACAAACCUCCUCCAGGGUUACUACGAGGCUCCGGCUUCUUAUGACCCAACUACAAGCAGCACCCGAAAGAGCCGAGACCCUUCCAAACGAAAGAAGAAAAAGAAGAAGUCCAGCAAAAAGUCUCGGGCGGCUGAAGAAUCCGGCGAAAUCCCCGCUGAAGGCGUAUCGGAAGAACGAGUCAAAGUCAAAACACCUUCUCCCGAUCAUUCCAAACCUCAAACACCACAACCGCCAUCCUUCGCCCAUUCCUCCUCUCAACUCCCUGCCUUCUUCACACCUUCCUCUUCUUCUACCUCCCGCCCCGCCCCGCGCAGAACCAAGGCCCAAAUCAAUGCCAGCCUAAUGCCGAACUCAGCCUCAGUAUCCUUCUCCGUCCGCGGUUGGCUGCCCUCGGGUAUCAAGGUUGAGAGUCUGAAUAUUGAUCAGCGCCGCAGCCGCGGUCUAGGAGAGAGUGUCAAGCCAUACAAGGGGGUGAAAUAUAUCUGCGUCAGCAAACGCGGUGUGGAGCGGCGUUGUUGA
Messenger RNA from Penicillium subrubescens, 1872 nucleotides. Its product is annotated as putative AP-3 adaptor complex subunit mu. NCBI's taxonomy places the organism in Eukaryota, Fungi, Ascomycota, Eurotiomycetes, Eurotiales, Aspergillaceae. The transcript has 3 exons. Bases 1 to 1872 code for a protein of 623 amino acids. Gene Ontology annotation, biological process: endocytosis; intracellular protein transport. Gene Ontology annotation, cellular component: cytoplasmic vesicle; clathrin adaptor complex. The record is from RefSeq and is a predicted model, not a curated record.